GAAAAUUCCUGUGAUGCGGACAUUGGUUUUGACGGCAAAGUUUAGUUGAGUGUUUGAGGAAUUCGGUCGUGAAAAAUCCAAUCUUCCUGUUGUAAUAGUUGUUUUUUCUCUAAACAACGUUCGAUACGCAACAAAGAAUAGUAUUUGACGAUGGUUCUAACUCGACUAAUUCGUGCCGUUGGUCGUCCGACCUUACUUGAAACGAGCGGAAGCCAGCAGCAGGUCGUACGGCUACCACUCCGCCGAAAGUACACUUAUCGAAGUGGUGCCCUAAAGCCCAUGCCCGACAUUACACCCUUCGGAUUGCUUGGUAUCAUUUGUACGGUUAUCCCUGGUUUGCUCAUUGGAGCCACCAUCAGCAAGAACAUGGCCAAUUUUCUCGAAGAAAAUGAUCUUUUUGUGCCGUCCGAUGACGACGACGAUGACGAUUAAAGGAAAAAAAGUUAACAACAUAUGCGGACCAGGAUCGAUAUUUUUAGAAUGAAACAAAUCGUUGCAUAUAUGAUUAUUCUAUCACGUUGGCCUCAUGUUUGCUUGCGCUUUUUUUUCGAUCCUCUGGUCACACGAAACAAGCGAAUCCGUAUCGGUAGAGUUUCUUGUUAGUAAUCAUUUAUCGAAACGAAACGUUACCCACGGUUGUUAACAGUUAACCAACUAGUAAAGACGAUAGUUUGCUGAUAGCUUCUUUGCACGCACCACAGUGAUAUUUUACGAGAUGGCGGCCAAGGAAUGCGAUUUAUUUUUAUUUGGUCCAAGAAAAAUUUGCACUUUUGAAACUAAUCAUGCUUCAACCCGUUUCGCAUAUUCAAGGUUUGCCCAGUUUUUAAUUUAUGUAAAUAAUUUGUAAAAGUACGUGCUUCACAACUUUGUUGUGUUUAAAGAAACUGUCUUCGAUGCGGCAGCGUGUAGUUGUAAACACUCCAGUAAAACUCCAAACUAAUAAGAUUGUUAGUGCAAUCCAAUGAUUGUUGAAUAAAGUGAAUCAAAACAUGUGAAACUAUCAACGAAAAUUACUAUUUCUUGAUUCUUUCGAAAACAUAUAGGAAACUUUAUGCCUGGUUGCUCUUGGAUCCAAUAGGGAGGCAUGUGUUUAUAUAUUUCUACCAUCUCGCGGAUUUUUAUUGAUUUUUCAAUUGAUUAUUUUUACAAUAUCCAUUUUACAGUAUUUCGUAAAUAUUUAACGUUGCUUAACACGGUACUAGGAACCGUACGUUAAUAAAAUAAGGGAAAUAUCAAAUCACUACAUAAC
This is a messenger RNA of Anopheles coustani, 1249 nucleotides long. RefSeq names its product essential MCU regulator, mitochondrial (gene EMRE). The record is from RefSeq and is a predicted model, not a curated record. NCBI's taxonomy places the organism in Eukaryota, Metazoa, Arthropoda, Insecta, Diptera, Culicidae. Gene Ontology annotation, cellular component: mitochondrial inner membrane; uniplex complex. The transcript is spliced from 2 exons. Bases 151 to 432 code for a protein of 93 amino acids. Gene Ontology annotation, biological process: calcium import into the mitochondrion; mitochondrial calcium ion homeostasis.